Messenger RNA from Dendroctonus ponderosae (mountain pine beetle), 2967 nucleotides. Its product is annotated as harmonin. Lineage: Eukaryota; Metazoa; Arthropoda; Insecta; Coleoptera; Curculionidae. Gene Ontology annotation, cellular component: cilium; plasma membrane; stereocilium tip. Gene Ontology annotation, molecular function: protein binding. Bases 1 to 2634 code for a protein of 877 amino acids. The record is from RefSeq and is a predicted model, not a curated record. The transcript is spliced from 13 exons. Gene Ontology annotation, biological process: rhabdomere development.
AUGCUAUCUGUGGAUUAUGGACCAGUUGGUGUGGGCGUCCAGCACAAAUAUGCCAGUUCCACCAUGUCCUCGGACACGUUGAGUGAAAGCUGUGGAAGUCGCAACAACAGGAUCAGAACGGUCAGAUUGGUGAGACCUGCCCAUGGCCCAUUGCCCGGCCUCAGUUUUCGACAUGGUCCAUUUUUGGGGUUCAGCAUCCGUGGUGGCCGCGAGCAUGGGACUGGUAUCUUUGUGUCGCAAGUUGAAAGCGGUUCAGAAGCUCAUGCUCAAGGAUUGCGCAUUGGCGAUCAAAUAAUUCGAGUUAAUGGAUUCGCAGUGGACGAUGCCGUACAUAAGGAGGUCCUUCAACUGAUAUCGAACCACACGCAUCUCACAUUGAAAGUUAGAGGUGUGGGAAUGAUUCCGGUGAAAGACAAAAAAACGGAUGGCUUGAGCUGGCAAAUUAUCACGGAUGCCGAUUCUCCUAUCAGGGAGUCGCCGCAAUUAGGAGACAAAUUGAACGACGUAAGGGUAAAUAUUCUAGUGGCACCAAAAAGUAAACUGGGCUGCGGGAUCUGCAAAGGUCCUGAUUGGAAGCCGGGGAUUUUCGUGCAAUUCACGAAAGAGGGUGGCAUUGCGAGAGAUGCAGGCCUCCGACCGGGCGACCAAAUUUUAUAUUGCAACAAUGUGGACUUUUUCGAUAUCCCUUUCAACGAGGCAGUCGCGUUGAUGAAGUCAUCCCGACAGCUCAAUUUAGUGAUCCGAAAAGCGGCAGGAUCCGAACUGUUUCCCGGUGAAUCCAGCGGGUACAACAGUUCGGCCAGUUCCGUGACCGGCGACCAAAGUCCCUCCUGGUCGGACUCGAAGAGGCUCUCUAUUGUGAAAGAGGAGAAUCUGGACCUGGGCGAACGUCUGAACAACUUGGACAAAUUCAAACACCUGGUCAACGUAAAGAAAUGGGACUCCUGGGACGAUGAGCCCGAAGACAAGCCCCUUUUCAAACCCACCAUAAUCAAUUUAACGGAAAGCGGCACCACGAUUCACAACAACGGGGCCGAAGAGUCCAUUGUUGAAGAGUUCAACACUUCAUCCAGCAGCAGUCUGAGCGGUCAUAACUUUGUCGACUUAGGCCAGGCCAAAGGAGGCGAAAACAUUUACGCAACUACAAAAAAAGAGCGGGUGGUUGUGGAGGUGCAUCAAAGCGACCCCAAAAGCAAACCUCCUCUCAUGAAAAGUGCCUCCAACAGCAGUUUCAGCAGCUUUGCUAGCAACGCAACCAGUUGCAGCUUGUCUUCGGCGAUUACUUUAGAGAUUCAACGGCGGCAACAAAAAAUUGCCAAUGAGAAACCGUCCAUAGAUGAGCAGUUGCAAAAGAAGAAAAUCUUCAAAGGGGUGGACAGCGACAAGCAGUUUCAGCACAGCAAGCUGAUGGACGAGUUCAAAAGGGCACAUAAAAAAAUGUUCAAGAGUUCUGAGGCCGUGGAUGUGGAGAAGUUAUCAAAUAGUGUUACGGAUCUGAGCGAAGAUCGACUCAACAAUAAUGCGAAAACUAAAGAGCUAACAGAGCGGUUAGCUGAGCUGCAGAACAGCGUCACAGAAGAAACGAAAAGACUGACCAUAAGCAAAGCAAAUUCAGCGGUGUCCGCUCCGCCACCUCCACCCCCCCCGCCGCAAUGCAGCAGUGUUACCAGUAGUGUGUCUUCAACACCUUCAUCUUCUGCGCCCUCAACCCGCUCAAAUACAUUGAAAAGCACCAAAGUGAAACCGAAAGCACCGCCUGUGCCUGUGAAGUAUUCUGUGCUUUCCUACACUUCGCAAAAUGGGUUCAAGAAGGCUACAAAUGGUUUUGCUUCUUCGCCAGGGAAUGGAAAUGAGCCGCCACCGUGCCCCAGUCCGGAUUAUGAUACGUUGAGUUUGGCAAGUUCAACUUCCAGCAGCGUAGCGACCCGGAAAGCUUCUACUGGUGACAAGGAAUCGGCCGAAAUGGAGUCUUUGGAGUCAUUUCGCAUCAACAAUCCCGCCAAUGUAAAGCCCAGGCCGCCUAGUACAUAUUUCCACAAACGAAUCUUGUCCAAUACGCUCUCGAAUCAGUCGAGUAGUUCAGUGAGCACAAUUAGAAGGAAUAGACCCGUUAGUAUAACCAUUGGGGAGUAUCCGUCUAUGAGAAGGCAGCCAGGGAAGUUGGACUUUCUUCAAGCCAGCCAAGACACGGUUGAUGUUGGGGGAAACGACGAAAGUCUGGGGAACCGCUUAUCCUCCGAACUGGCUCAAACGUUGAAGCGAUCGAAUUUGAAGCUGCGAACCGAAUCGAUGGAAAACUUGUUAGACAACUCGUCGCAUAAACCGAGUCAAAUUAAAACGCAGAAAAACGGAGCCGUUCGAAUUUCGCUUAAUAACCUAUCGAAAGCCUUUGCAAAGUCGACUAGCGAUCUGACAGAAGACUUUGACGAUCACUAUGACACGCUGCCCCUCAGAAAUAGGGUGACGAUAAACGUCCAUCUCAUGAAACCUAACGAAACUCCGAACGGAAUUUUGAAAAACGGAAAUCCCGAUUGCGCGUUAUCAUCCGGUCACAAAAUAGUGACCCCUCAGAAAAGUAUUACUUUUGGAGAGAUGCCAACCCUGAUAAAGGAUAAAUCAGCAGGAAAAAGUUAGCAGCUCUACAGGAUUCGGUACUGAACCACAUAACGAAGCUAAUCUGUGCAAUUUUAUAUAAAUUAUUAUAAUGUUUCCGUUUAUUGUACUAUAAAUAAAUUAAUAAGUUAGGACGAUUUCUUUGUGAUAAGAUUUAUAUUUAUAUAUUAGUGGCGAUGUCGUUGGCUCAACAACAGUGUUUGAAACCGAAUAGUUGGGAAUUAAUCGACUGUUUCAACAUUGCUGGAUCAGAAAAUGCCCUUUUCGUUUCCAAGUGGAAAUUAGUUUAUUAACUAAGCGCAUCGUAGGUAUAUUAAUUUAUGUAUACAUAAGAUUAAACCUAUACAAAAUUUA